Messenger RNA from Cryptotermes secundus, 1816 nucleotides. RefSeq names its product ornithine aminotransferase, mitochondrial (gene Oat). The transcript is spliced from 8 exons. Gene Ontology annotation, molecular function: L-ornithine transaminase activity; pyridoxal phosphate binding; identical protein binding. Gene Ontology annotation, cellular component: cytoplasm. The record is from RefSeq and is a predicted model, not a curated record. Lineage: Eukaryota; Metazoa; Arthropoda; Insecta; Blattodea; Kalotermitidae. The coding region runs from base 132 to 1490 and encodes 452 amino acids.
AAAACGGCAUCGGCUCAAGAACCAUACACGAAACAGCUGUCUGCCUCAAUAUAUUAGAGUGAAUUUGAUAAAGAUAUUCUGUUGGAGGAGGGAGGAGAGUACUGGCUUAACAAAAGCCAUCGGAAUUCUCGAUGCUGCCGUUAGCACAGAUGUUAAGUUCUCGACUGCCAUGGCUUGGAAACCGUGUGGUGGCUGCUCAACCUCAUUUUCAUGUGGCCUGUCAACUUUUCUGCAAUGAUCUCAGAAUGUUUUCAAAAGAAGAGCCCGGUCCAUCUGUCCAAAUAACUUCCAAAGAAGUGUUUGACAGAGAAGAGAAAUAUGGUGCCCAUAAUUACCAUCCACUUCCUGCAGCACUUUGUCGUGGCAAAGGUGUAUUCAUGUGGGAUGUAGAAGGGAAGAAGUACUACGACUUUUUGAGUGCAUAUUCAUCUGUGAACCAAGGUCACUGUCACCCGAAGAUUGUUUCUGCAUUGAAGCAACAAGCUGAGGUCCUUACUCUCACAUCUCGUGCUUUCUAUUCAGAUGUCCUUGGAGAGUAUGAGGAGUUCAUUACCCGUUUAUUUGGCUAUGACAAAGUGCUGCCUAUGAAUACAGGUGUUGAAGGUGGUGAGACUGCAUGCAAGCUUGCCAGAAAAUGGGGUUAUGCUAAGAAACAAAUACCAAAGAAUCAGGCAAAAAUCGUUUUUGUUGAAGGAAACUUCUGGGGUCGAACAUUGUCUGCUAUUUCCAGUUCUACCGAUCCAAGCAGUUAUGAAGGUUUUGGACCCUUUAUGCCUGGUUUUGUCAUCAUACCUUACAAUAACCUUGAAGCUUUAGAUGAGGCCCUGAAGGACCCCACAGUCUGCGCCUUUAUGGUAGAGCCCAUCCAAGGAGAAGCAGGUGUAGUUGUGCCAGAUCAUGGAUACUUGCAUGGGGUACGAGAACUAUGCAGCAAGUAUCAGGUGUUGUGGAUAGCUGAUGAGAUACAGACUGGGCUUGGACGCACUGGAAAGCGGUUGGCAGUUGAUCAUGAGAAUGUUCGGCCAGAUAUCCUAAUUCUUGGCAAAGCCUUAUCUGGAGGAGUGUUUCCGGUGUCAGCAGUACUGGCAGAUGAUGAGGUAAUGUUGUGCAUCAAACCAGGAGAACAUGGCUCCACAUAUGGAGGCAAUCCUCUUGGGAGUAAGGUGGCAAUAGCUGCUGUUGAAGUCCUGGAAGAAGAAAAGUUAGCACAAAAUGCAGAGAGUCUUGGCAUUAUUCUCCGCUCUGAGCUUUCUCAGCUACCAAAGGACGUGAUUUCCUGUGUGAGAGGGAAAGGUCUACUAAAUGCAAUCGUCAUAAAUAAAGAGUUUGAUGCAUGGGAUGUAUGUGUAAAAUUGAUGGAGAAUGGACUGUUGGCAAAGCCCACCCAUGGGGACAUAAUAAGACUGGCCCCUCCUCUCGUCAUCACAGAAUCUCAACUGCAUGAUGCAAUCAGAAUCAUCAAGGACACUGUAUUGUCAUUCAAGAAAUAAUACUGCUUAAUUAAAUUGUUGUGAUAAGUUUAGAUGAACAGUUACAAGAAAUAAUCUUGAUAAUACAAAUAUCACAUUUACAGACUGAUUAAGUUAUUAAUGAACAUCAUUUGAUUCCUAGCUUUGUCACAAAUAUUUUAAAUUUAUUAUAACUCUUUCAGAAAUUACACUGGUGAGAUCAGUAUUAUGACUCAUAUUUCAGUUGAAUAAGUUAAUGAUGACUCAUGUUAGUUUCAUUAUUGGGCACUUAAUUUGCUGUUAAGUAAUUAUUGGAUCUGUUUGUACUAGUAAAAUAUAAAUAAUGUGCGUGUAUUAGUAAAAUAUUA